AUGCAAGUCGUAAUCGAUGCUUACGAACAAUACGUCAAAGAGAGUCCUUGGUACGCGGCCUGGUACAUCAGCUCGGAUAGGGAUGACCUCUACAUCAAUGACCCUGAAACCCUGCCAGAGGACGAGUACGGAUUCCAUCGCAUCCAGUUCCCAUUUGUACACCCGGUUUCUUAG
Molecule: messenger RNA, 174 nt
Organism: Anthostomella pinea
Lineage: Eukaryota; Fungi; Ascomycota; Sordariomycetes; Xylariales; Xylariaceae
Source: the annotation of a GenBank genome assembly